AUGACUGCCGAACCGGCUCCAAAUGAUCCCAAUGCACUCGCCGCUUGCAAACAAGAGCCGCACGAGGGCCACCUGAAAAUCAUUGCCACUUGGAACGACAUCACGAUUCUGGAGCAUCAUAUGACCAAGGAAACAUUGUUGCUGCGUGGCGAGGUCACAUUGAAAUUCAAUGCUGCCGGUUUCGCGUUCGUCCGAGUGGCAGGGGAGAGUACGUGGCUGUCGAAGCUCUUGAAGUAUCACCUUUUUAGACGUGCUUCCAGCGAGGGCGACACGUCCGAGGGCUCGUCGGAGACGGAGCCUUUCGUUAUUACCCGCACAGAGACAGGAACCCAGUCGCAAUGGCUGAAAAGCUUCCUCCUUGGAAGAAGACUGUUGCAGACUGAUUUGUCAACCGCACUCCAAACGGAGAAACCAGUCUCCAUUCUGCAAGCCCGAGGACCCUGUAGGCAUUUCUGGCGGCUUACUUCCUUUAUCCGAAAGCCACGACAGACGAUUAUGGGCAAGCUGCGACGGUUCUGGCUGCCAGCCUUUGUGUCCGAGCUCCAGCUGGAAAGCGGGAGAGGGCACGUGCUCUGGCCGCCUCACUGCAAGGAGACGGGACAAGGCGAAACGGAGGACACGGCUCAUGAUCUGUUCGUCAGCACGUUGUUUCUCUGCUUUCUGCUGCAUAUGUUGUACGUCUACUCUGAUGAGACCACGACAUUGCUCCCCCUGUUCCUUCAGAGGUUGUUGCCGGAGAAGUGGAGGGUUCGGGUCGCGUCCGAGGCAGCUUCUCUGGUCAUCCGACACGGCAAUGUCACAUUGUCCGAGUUGACCGAGAGGACCUGCUACAAAGAGCGGAUGCGGGGCUCCAAGAAGACUGUGCCCAUGAAGUCCAGGAAGACCCAGCCCGUGCACGAGGUGCUCAAGCAACUCUGGAGGACGAAGGCCCUGCGGUGGCUUCGAGCAGACGUCUUGAAAGGCUUGUCCGGGGCAGUGGAUGCUGGUGUUCUGGCCUCCGACUUCGGGGAGGAUCCCUGCCAGGACUCCAUUUUCGACAGCAGCGACAAGCCAGACAUGCGUGAUCCUGCCGUCCGAAUGGCCAGAGUGCGAGCAGCCCGCGUCGUCCGAGGCCCCGCCGAUGCCAAGCUGUCCGCCCGAGCCAAGACCAACCUGAAGGUGCAGAAGGUCCGAGCUCGGUCGAUGGUGAAGGCCAGGCAGCGCGUCCGAGAACGGUUCCAGUAUUGGAUGUCCUGCAGGCGGGUGCUUGGAUCGGCGAAGACGUUGCACAUUGCCUUCGAUGCGUCCCGAGUCGGAGGCAAGAAGAGGUCGUACUAUGCGAUCCUGGACAGCCACACUGGGUUGGCAGCAUGGGGGCCACCGCUGAUUCUGAGGGAUUCUGGGUACAGGGCUGUCACGUCCGAGCCCACUCCCGAGGAGCAGGGGAGGCUGGACUCCAAGACCCGAGGGUAUCUGCUGAGCUUGCGUGCCCGAGACAAUGCUCUGUCGUCCGAGGCUGUGGCGCCUGUGGUCGAGAAGAAGCAGCGGUUGCCUUCUUUCGAGCAGGUGGUGGCGCUGGAGCAGACGUUGCAGAGCAUGUGUCCGAGUGCAGCAAGCCUGCUGGAGUUCACAGCCCCAGACCCGGAAGGUCGCCUGGAGAUGCCCGUGCUGUGUUUCAAUGCGGACGCUGGGCCGGACGUAAUGAGCUGCUUACAGUUCUUGCAGAACCACGUCCGAGUCCGCAUGAUCCACUUUUGGGAUCCAAGACACCGACUCGCCCGAGAGUUGGAAAAUGCUGUGAGCCAUGCAAAGCUGAAAGGCGCCCUGUCCCUAGGCGAGCUAGUUAUCAACUUUAGUCGGGGCCCGUGGAGCUCGCACAAAUGGUUCCGCCGUCUGCAGGAGGAGAUGGUAGACUUCGCUGCAACACUGUCUGCUGCACCGCCAGACGUGCGAGAGAGAGGCGGCUUUCUCUUUCAGCAUCUCCGGGAGGAGAUUGCACUCCAGGCUGGCUUGCAUGUCGAGGAAGUCACACCCGAGAAAUGCAAGGAUCUCUUGCAACACAGCGGCUUCUUGAGGAAGCGUGGGCCCAGCAACAUGAGCAGGUGGGAUGCAUUUGCUGUGGGUUGGUCCGAGAGAAAGUCCGAGCUGGGCCUCCUGAAGCUACUGUGCCUGUCCUAUGGCCUCAAAGCCGGCUAUCUCCAGCCGGCGACCAAUGCCGCCGCCAACCGAGCUACCGAAGAAUGGGCCGGCCAGGUCUUGUCCGAGGGCGACGGAGACAACACAUUGGGCUCUGAUGCCAAGCAGCGCCUGUUCCAGAAGUGCGUCAACAAGCUUCAUGUGGUCACCAACAUCUUGUUGCAGAAAGACACGUGUGACAAGCUCAACUGUUGGUUUCACUUGAGUUGGCCGAUCUCUCAGGAGCUGCAUCGCCUCAGGACCACCCUGAAGAGAGGUCGAGAUGGUUGUGAACAGCAUCUCCUAGAAGAGGCCCGCGGCUCUAGCUUGGAAGUCCUCACGACCAUCUUCGAGACUGCAGUGUGUCCCGACGUCCGAGAAGACCUGGCUAUUUGGCACGGUGCCCGCCUCGGUGCAGGGAUGAUCGGCCGAAUGACGGUCGAGGACCCUAUCGUCAAAUUCCAGAACAAGACAUGCCAGAUGGUGCUGGAAACUGCUUUGGAAUUGGCUCACGUCAAGAUGCAGUAUGCCUCGGUUACCAUGUUUUCUUGGCCCUCCCAGCUCGUCCUCCUUGCCUUCGGAACCGAAGAAGAGCAGAACGUUACACUCGUGAAUCUGUACCUGUCCGAGCAGGCACACGCCCGAGCCAUGGCCAACAGCGAGAAGCUGAAAUGGCUCCGGGUGUUUGCAAAGCGAUCGCCGAUGGGGUCCAGGCUUAUGCGGGACGUCGUCGCGAACUUGCAUUCGUCCGAGUGGCGCAUCACGAAACGUUUGCUGAAUUGGCUGCAGCCGCUCUUCCGAGGUUUGGGGGCCACCUGGAACGAGGAAGCGUUUGGCGACGCCCGAGAGUUGGAGGGCAAGGAGAACAAGGGCCACGAGCUGAGCUCCACGGAGGCCGAAGGCAGCAUUCCCGAGUCUCUCUUCCGUCUGGAGAAAAACAAGGUGCCCGAGAAAUUGAAAGCAAUAACUGCACCAAUGAAGUGGACCUCCCUCAGCCAAAUUGGUCUUUGUGCUGUGGCCUGCGAGUUGGCCGUCCUGAAGGAUGCCAUGGAUCAGGACCGAGUGGCUCAGCUUAGCGACUCCUGGCGGAGCGGGAUGUUAAGAAGAGGCACCGUAGUUGGCCACACCUCUUUUCCCGAGUCCGACAGAUAUCUAUCCAUGGGCGCCUGGCCAUCGCAUUCCGGUGCACUUCUGCUGCCCUUGAAAACCUGCCAGGGCGGCUUCAACUUGGACCUUCCACUCACAAAAGACAAGCUGAAGUUUGUUCAGGUCUUUCGACUCUCCGAUUGGUUUGCGUUGCCCACGACCGUUAAGAGCCCUUUGCACCAUGCCAUUCGAAACGGCGGCACUCCGACAACCGCACCCCUCCUCACGGUGACAGGCGAAGCCCGGAAACCUAUCCUUCAGUACUGUGCGGAGCAUGCUUUCUUCGACAUGGACGAAACACGACUGUCUUUCAUUCUCAAGGAAGAGUGUGGCAUGGGAGACCUCGAUUUUUCCAAUGCCGAAACUGCCUUGGGUGAGAUGCUUUCCACGGCCGUUCAAAAGACUCUGUCUGUGUCCGAGGACCAGGCAGCAGACAUCAUGGAAAGGUCCCUGAAGUAUCGACAAGCCGAUGAUGCAGAUUUGAAUGAAAUCCUGCAGUCGCCCGAGUUUCAGGAGCUCCUGACGGCCGAAACUGACAAGCAAAUCAAGGAAGUCUUGUCCGAGUCCAAAACAAAGCAUCGCAAGGCCAUGUCCGUGUCAGCAAAGAUCCGGCAAACCCGGUUCGAGUCGAAACAACUUUACUCGGAGGAACACGUCAAUGGUUGGUUGCCGCCGCAGCAUACCUCAAGACGUGAUGAGUUCAACAAAUGCUGGCGUGCCGAGGAUAGAAACGGAGUGUCCACGUCCCGGUCCUGGGGCGACCAGGGUGACGGCUAUGCUCUGCACCGCAUGCUGACGGCUGCCUGGGAGAAAUACCUAUUUCUCCACCCGGCCGAGACUUGCCCUUGGGAUUUCACAUGCCCGAGCAGCAGGAGCAGCCUCGACCGAGCAGCCGGAGCAGCCUCGACCGAGCAGCCGCCACUCAAUUCCAGCGGCAUCAGUCUGCCCGAGACCAUGGAAUAG
This is a messenger RNA of Symbiodinium sp. CCMP2592, 4263 nucleotides long. The record is from the annotation of a GenBank genome assembly. NCBI's taxonomy places the organism in Eukaryota, Dinophyceae, Suessiales, Symbiodiniaceae.